AUGAACGAUGUGGUUGAGAUGAGCAUUGCCCUGACUCUUGGCAUCUGGCUGGACCACCAGCCCUUCAUCCUGGUCCCUGUCUGUUACUUCUUCCUGGUUUGGGUUGCAACCACCACCAUGAACAUGCCCAUAAACCUAGCUGUGAUGGCCCUGGAGCGAUAUGCUGCCGUCUGCUUCCCUCUACACCACUCCCAGAUCUGUAGCCUGCAGAGGACCUACCUGGCCAUCGCUGUGAUAUGGCUCAUCGGUGUCAUCCCCUCCGCCACCGACCUCUUCAUGGUCAUCAAAGUGGAGAGCACCGCCUUCUUCCGCAGCUCCGUCUUCUGCAUCCGUGAAAGCAUGCUGCGGACACCCAGGCAGGCUGGCAACCGGGUCUACUUCAUGGCAGUCUACCUGUCUGUGGUGUGGCUGAUCCUCGUCUUCACCUACCUGAAGAUCGUCCUCGCUGCCAGGUCAGCUAGCUCCUCCGAGAAGACCACGGCCAAGAAAGCCCGGAACACUGUCCUUCUACACGGGGGUCAGCUCAUUCUCGCUAUGCUCACCUAUACUUCACCUGCAUUCGAGCAGCUCCUCCUCACCUUGCCAGCAGACAUGCGACCCAAGAUAACCUACGCCAGGUACUACCUGAUCUAUGCCAUACCCAGAGCCUUGAGCCCCAUAAUCUAUGGACUGAGAGAUGAGAACUUCAGAAAGCACCUGAAAGCGCACUGCUUCCAAAAGCGGGUCCUGCCCUCAAAAGCCACCCACAACACAAAAAACUAG
Messenger RNA from Megalops cyprinoides (Indo-Pacific tarpon), 762 nucleotides. Its product is annotated as odorant receptor 131-2-like. The transcript has a single exon. Gene Ontology annotation, biological process: G protein-coupled receptor signaling pathway. NCBI's taxonomy places the organism in Eukaryota, Metazoa, Chordata, Actinopteri, Elopiformes, Megalopidae. Gene Ontology annotation, cellular component: membrane. Bases 1 to 762 code for a protein of 253 amino acids. The record is from RefSeq and is a predicted model, not a curated record. Gene Ontology annotation, molecular function: G protein-coupled receptor activity.